This is a messenger RNA of Vitrella brassicaformis, 2655 nucleotides long. Lineage: Eukaryota; Vitrellaceae. The record is from the annotation of a GenBank genome assembly.
AUUCUAGACACAAAGGAUGUCGCUCUCGCUCGCAACCUAUCACCCCUGCCUACUUAUCCAUCGCUGCCUACAUCCCACGGCCCCGUCUAUCGAGCCACCUCCCUCACCCGCUAGGUGUGCUGGCGGCACCGCCCACUUCUCAGGGCACUUGUGAAUCGGCGUGACACCGCCAGCCCCAUGGCCGUGAGCAACAGCUUCAUCACUGGGAAGUUCGAGACUAUGUUGAUGGGGCAGGGGGGGGUCAGCUCCUCUGUGCUCAUGUUGCUGCCGUCAAUCAACUAUCGUGGGCUUCGUCAGCUGCGGCCACAAAGGAAGACACACUCACUGCAGUGACACACACGACAGACAGACAGACAGACAGACAGACAGAGAGAGAGACGGACACAGGAAGAAAGAAAACAACCGACCCACUGGUAGACGCAAUUAAGUGUCUCGCACUCGUGCGUUGAUUGCACUUGCCGCAUAUAUAUUGCACCCUCCCUCCGUCCCUCCGGUGGCACAUCAGGGGCGAAGGGAGGGCCAGGGCAUGGAUGCAGGGCGGCCAGGAGGGGGGCCGAGUGGGGGCGGCUGGGGAGGGGGGCCGCUUUGUUGCUCCUCUUCGCCCUCGAACGGCCUGGACAUACAUAGAACCAAAGAAAGAAAAGGACAGACCCACAUGAAUGAAGAUGAUCCUCACUGACUCACUGACUCACUCACUCACUCACAGGAUUGUCAAAAGCUUGAACUCCAUGAAGCCAUCUUGGACACGGCUCAUGCAGGUAUCCAAGAGCGGCGCGGGCACGAUGACUCGCCGCGUCUCAUGUGAAGUCGCAUGUCCAUCAGGACCUCCCUCAGCCACGCGGUUGACACAUGCUCAUGGCUCCACGGCCCCCACACCCACCCGUACGUGUACAGGUCACGUAAAUGACGCCUCACUCUGGUGCACUCGUCGACUUUGUCGGUCCCGUUAAAGCCAUCAUUCCAAUGCGCAGCGGCAAAUUCGACGUGCCGGUCCCACGUCGGUUUUUCCCCAGUGCCAUUGUGCACGACUGGCUGAUAUACGCCGGAUGGAUAGAGAAUGAAGCCCUCAUGGGUUUCCCUGUAAGACCACCAUGUCAAAAAGUAACACACCAAGUGAACAGAAAGGCUCAUCCUGCCCGAGAGACCGACCGCUCAGAACCGUCCGGCAAUCGCUUACUUACCGGGUGGCCACUAGCUUCAUCUCGGCGAAAUGCCCCACUCCUCCGCAGCGACUCGAUCCCGACCUCACAGCGACAUUUCGCACCUCAUUGACCCGCAUGUCAGUCAACAUCUCUUGGACCCACUGAGGCAGAGUGGCCACACAAACAUACUCCCCACGCCGGUCGACUAUCUUGGUGCGGUUGCCCUCCGAGUCAUAACACCACUCGAUGUAGUCGUGAACGGUCGUCUGGUCUGGCGUGGGUUUUGGCCCUGAUCCCUUCUCUAGCACUUGAUAGAACGUUCCAGAAGGCGACCGAAUGAACACAUUGCUGGCGUUGUGGCCGUCGGCGCCUGUCACCUUGGCAGCAGCUGCUCCUGUGUGUGGCCCGUGAGACCCCGCAGAUGACCUGACAACGCAGCGCAGCCAACCACGUGGAGAACGAAAAAAUGCAUUGGUCGGUCGUCUGUGUGUCCUCGGGUCUGCCACAAACCUACCCGUGAUCGCGGUACAACAUGACGGCCGCGGCAUCCUCUCUCCGCACAGGCCGCAGCUCACCGUCAAUCUUGACUGCAUAUCCACCAUGGCCGUCGGCAUAUACGUCCAGCCAACCGACUGGACGGUCCUUCGUGUAUGGGGCCCUGCACACACGCACGCAGACACACACGCACGUGCAUCCCACUGUUCGGCUCGUGGGGUCCUCACCGAGUGCGGACGAGAUCUGUCGCCGUUUCCGUUCUGUCUGUCCGCUCCCUCGUUGGAGCUGCUCUCAGCCUCUCUGUGUGUCUGUGGGCACCCUGCCAAGGCGCAUGUGGCGCCAGGAAGGCUCCACCAGCGGCCCACGGCACCAACAGGAUAACAAACAGCCACGGACAUAUCUCAACAGGGCAUGUUGAUGAACCAGGGCUCGCCGCUAUACGGUUUCUUCUUUCUUUUCCGUUUCUCCUUUUCCUUCGUUUCUAUUCUCUUCAUCCGGCUACGACCGAGGUCGCCUUAUCACACACCUAUCUGCAGGCAGGCAGGCAGGCAGGCACACCGACACAGCACGGAAAAUGAAUGAACGAGUGGAAUGGAUGGCGUGUGCGAACCUAGCAGCGUCUUGUGUAAGUACGCUAUGAUCUUCCUGUCUGGCUUAUUCUCAUCUCCAUGUACGUCUUGGUACCUGUUUGCUUGCGUGUGUCGAUGCAUUGCAUGGCUGGUGUGCAGCAGUGUGGCUUAACGAGGGCCUGCAUACCAUCAGCACACACACACAGGUCGAUUGCCUUUCCGCCUCUCCUUGUGAGUGAUGUGUCGAGGUCUCUGCGUACCUGUGGAUGGUGGUGUGACGCCCUUGUCGCCCUUGACGCCUGCCCUUGUGGUGAUGUCAGCUCGCAGAUCGACAUGAGCGAAAACGCCGGUGAGGACCUUUCCUGUAGUUAGCUGAAUAGAGGAUCUGCUGGGCGGUAAGUCCCAGAGUAAGAGUGCUUUUACCUUAGUAAGCCCGAUGGACUGGCCAG